This is a messenger RNA of Nilaparvata lugens (brown planthopper), 2506 nucleotides long. Its product is annotated as myoneurin. The record is from RefSeq and is a predicted model, not a curated record. Gene Ontology annotation, cellular component: nucleus. The coding region runs from base 49 to 2049 and encodes 666 amino acids. Lineage: Eukaryota; Metazoa; Arthropoda; Insecta; Hemiptera; Delphacidae. Gene Ontology annotation, molecular function: transcription coregulator activity. The transcript is spliced from 6 exons. Gene Ontology annotation, biological process: regulation of transcription by RNA polymerase II.
GAAAGUGUAGUUUCUAUAUUCUAUAGUUCGGCGUAGUUGACAGUUUUCAUGGUCUCCUUUGUAAACCCCUUCAUCUUUCGGGGGCCUCAAAUGUCUAAUGACGGUGUUUCUAGUGAUUUAGAAUUAAAUAGCGCGGAACUUGAAGAAGAUAGUAAUUCAAGUUCAAAAUUUAAAUGUAGUUUGAGUUCUGAUAGUGUUCCAUUAAUUAUGGGACUUAACAGUGAUUACAGUAACAAUGGCGUUAAUAACUCGGGAAAUUUGGGUUUAGGUCUUUUACAAAACUUGGACGAAAGCAACUUAUUUCACGGUGAUGUUUACGAAUGGAUUGCACCAAAAAGAGAUUCUGGAUCUAUUGUCGAUUUGGAAAACUCUAAACUUGAAUCUCUGGACCUAAGUGAUAGGAUAAUUACUCUUUCUGGACUAACCUCACCAAAAAGUGAUAACGCAAAUAUUGAAACUGAAUUGCAAAUUAAUUCUGUGUACUGUUUGUCUCCCAAUCAAGCUCUACAAACACAAACUGACAACAUUAAUGCGUCAUUUCUUGAAGAAUUAAAUGGAUUUCAUUCAGAUCCAACUUCUAAAGAAGAUACUUUGGGUGAAAACUUAUUUUUACAGUUUUCACCUUUGAAGAAUGAUUGUAAAAACCCAAAUGCCGGUGCGGUAUCUUUAGACUUGAUAGGAUUAUUGAAUACCGGUACUAGUGAUGAGCAAAACUUAUCCAAGAAUGAAGUCAAACCAUCAAACCCAAGAAGUGCUCUACCUUUUAUAAAAAUUCCCAAAAAAUUAAUUCGUUCUGGUAAAAUUCUAAAAAAGGAAAACUACAAAUCAUUUGAAUUUUUGAAAGCUAUUGAAAAAAUUAGUACCUCUUCUGAUGGAUCCGAACAAGUAGCAUUUGAGCCAAAUGCUGCUAUUCUUGAUGUUGGUACACAUACAAACUUGCAGUUAUUAUCAUGUGAUAAAAUCAACAACAGCGCGGAGAUUGUUAUGUUUCCAGUCAUUAAUGAAGAUCAAAAUGUAAGUCUCUUAGAUGAGACUACAACAUCGUCUGUUGAUGGAACGCAAUUCACACCAUCGGUUUAUGUUCGUUGCGACCCGGUGAACGUCACUGAAGAGAAGCCAUCAAAAGCUGUUGUUGCAAUAUCAACCGACAAAUUGGAAGAUAGAACUGAAAUAGUUAUUAAAACAGAAAUUGGAGAGGAACAAUAUAUUGGUAAAGCAAGUGAUAUUUUGAAGGCAACUAGCUCGUUGUCUAAUUUCUGCUUAAAGCUGGACAACUCAAAUUCUUAUUUAGGAGAGGUGAAAGACAGCACUGAACUAACAGGUAGACCUAUACUUGUUGAAAUUAACCCCGAAGAUAGUCCUCUGACAAGGAAAGACAGUUCUCCUAAUGAAGAGGAGCCUGUAACUGAAGCGUUGAAAACACUGGGCAUUGUUCCAAACGAGCAAUGGGAAAACAAGUCCGGCCAUCGACAAAAUUGGUCUUGUCCAAUAGAUGACUGUGAUCAUGUAUUUGCCAAACUUUCAGCGUUGAAAAUUCACAUCCUCACACAUUUCAACAUCAAACCUUUCAAGUGUCACUAUGAAGGUUGUUCGUGGUCGUUUUACACUAGUUUUAGACUGAAACGACAUCUGACGACUCAUUUGAAAAAGAAAGAAUAUAAGUGUGGCAGCUGCAGUAGCUCUUUCACAACGAUCUACAACCUGACCACUCAUCUGAAGCUGCAUGACCGACCAGCCAACAUAGUUUGUUCGGUCGACGGAUGCAAGAUGGCAUUUCAAACUAAACGCAAACUUGAAAUCCACCUCAAGGAACAUGGAUCAGAGUACGCACCUCAUGCUUGUGAGGUGGCGAACUGCGGCAAGAGGUUCUACAGCAUGAAUGCGCUGCAAUGCCACCAGCGCGCCCACCAGCACGACAUCGGUGACCUGCAGUGCGAGUUCUGCCACAAGCUGUUCGACAAGCCAUGCCGGCUCAUUGCGCACAUUCGCUGCCACACAGGCGUCAAACCAUACGUUUGCAACUUUGAGGUUAGUGUUUCAAUGAUGUAAUAAAUUGCUCUUGGGGAAUUGAAAUGAUGUCUAGAUAACGUGUUAACUAAGGCUGGCCACUAACGGUAGGACAUGCAUGAUACACACAUGUCGUCAUACAUUGUUGUGUCAUCACAGCGAAAGGCUUCCAGCGAUAUGCUUCGAGCAAAAUGUUUUGAGGUUAGGUUUUUGUAUCUCCCAUUUUUCGUUGUUUAUUUUUUCGCUGGUCUAAUUGAUGUUAAAUUAUUUUUCUAUCCUACUUAUUUGUAAUUUUCAAGUGGAUUUAUUUAUUGUUGUUGGCUGUUUAUCCUAUGUUAGAAGCCUCUCGCUGAUUACAAAAAAAAACGCAUGAUGAACAUGUGUGUGAGUGUGCAUGAUAGACAUGCAUGUCCUUCCGUAAGUGUCCAGCCUCACAUACUGAAUAAAAAACGUUGAGACUUGAGUUUACAAAUGACCUAAUAUCCGCGUAGCCAGAAUG